CCUUUUUUUCUACUCGGCCACGGGCCACCCACGAGUUCAGUACUCGUUCAGAGACCACUCGCAAAACCCCCGUCUCCGGUCUCCCACUCUCCCUCGCCUCGUUCCGCUCCCGUCCCCAACUCCUGCAUCGGCUGGGCUCUCGCCACCGCAGCACCGCCCCGCCGCUCGCCGACCACGCCUCCCGCCGCCGCAGAGCUCCAGCUCUCACUCACUGCUCUCGCAGGCGUCCUCUUCCUUCCGCUUCCGCUUCUGCUGGAGACGGUAUCCGUCUGGACCUGGAGGACUGGACUGGGCUCUCCUUUCGCUGGUCAUAUGGUGCCAUCGGAACCACAGACUGUAGUUGAGAACAAGCAUUCCACAAGUGUGGGUGCCGAAGAGCUUCUUUUGACAAAAGAUGAAAGCACAUCUACCACUGUCGUCCAAGGUGCAGGCUCCUUAAUGUCACCAAAAGGUGUUCAAGAGGAAGCUAGCUUUAUGGGUAAGGGUAAAGGUGGAGAACAACAGUUGGGCUACCAGCCCAAUGUGUAUGUUUCUCAGCCACACACACCCUUUUCUGGAGGAUACUCGAACCAUUUGGAUCAAUGGGAGGGAUACCCAUAUGCUGUGAGUGCAGAGGGACUUGAUGCUGCAUACCCUGUGACGUAUGGAGCUUAUUCCCCUUUGUCAGCCAUUGGAGAUAGCCAUACAUAUUUCUCUUUGCUCUGCCCCUUGUCAAGGCCUUGCUACCAGCCACCUGCUUCUCCAAACAUGAGAUAUUCAAGUCCUGGUACUGGAAUAUCUCAAUUUUAUCCUAUGCACCAGUAUUACAGUCCUGACGAAGUUCAUUACUCAGUGACUCCUAGCUUCUAUCAGCCUUUUGGUUCUUUUAACGGAGUUCCAAUGCAACCGAGUAGUUUUCCUGGAUUUUUUGGGCAAGGAAACAUACCCCUGACUUCUAGAAUGGAGUCCAUGUCUAAUUCUGGAUCACACAAGGCAUUCCAGCAAGGUGGUAAAUUUGGAGGCAGUACACAAAGUUGGAGCACUGCUAGUUGCAAAUUCGGUACCUUCAAGGAUGAGAAGUGCUCUCCUGACUUUCUGAAUGAGCAAUGCCGUGGCCCAAGGGCCACCAAAACAAGGAAAGAAGUGGGGAGCUCUUCAACCGAAGACAAAAAUAAGAAUGUCUUGCCAAUAGCUGAUUCUGAUAAAUACAACCACCCUGGUUUUGUGACUGAGUACAAGGAUGCCAGAUUUUAUGUAAUAAAAUCCUACACUGAAGAUCACAUUCACAAGAGCAUAAAGUAUAAUGUUUGGGCCAGCACUCCCAGAGGGAACAGAAAGUUAAAUGCUGGUUAUCAUGAGGCAAAAGCGAAGGAAGAUCAUUGUCCUAUUUUCUUGUUUUUCUCGGUUAAUAGCAGCGGUCAUUUCUGCGGUGUGGCUGAGAUGAUUGGACCUGUCAAUUUUGACAAGAGUGUUGAUUACUGGCAGAAUGAAAGAUGGAAUGGCCAAUUCCCUGUCAAAUGGCACAUUGUUAAGGAUGUCCCAAACAACAUUGUCCGGCACAUCAUCCUAGAGAACAAUGAGAACAAGCGAGUUACAAAUAGCAGGGACACGCAGGAGGUGAAACUGAAGCAGGGUCUCCAGAUGUUAGCCAUCUUCAAGAACCAUGAAGCCCAGACAAACAUCCUUGAGGACUUCGACUUCUAUGAGCAACGAGAGAAAGCUAUGCUAGAUGACAGGCAACAACAGAAGCCAGAGUGUUCCGAUACUGGCAAGCAGGUGCAGGCCAGUGCACCGGUGGAUAUUGUGACUGGUAUGUCGGACGCAUUUGCACAGGCAGUUCAAUUGGAAAAAACCAAUGACAAAGAAAAUAAACCAAGGAUUGAAGAUGCUGAUGCUGCUGAUAAUGCUCCCGCUGCUCCUGUGAAGAUCGAAGAGGACAUGCUGAAAACAGCGGAAGUGGGAGGCCUCUUGAAGGAAAGCGGGUGAUUGCUCGUUCUCCAUUCAUGACUAAUCCAGAGCAGCAGCUGGGCCCAUUUCUGAAGCCAUUUCAGGGAUGAGAGAAUAAGAGUUAUGCAAAUAUUUGCAGCCACAGGUUCAAAGCAGCCUCUCCGCAUUUGUUGCUCAGACCUCUUAUGUGGAGUCUGACACUGGGCCCUUUUGUACAGCAUGGUAGGCUAGAGACAUAGGCUUUGUUUUACCUUCAGUUAGCUUUGUUUUUUACCUUCAGUUAAACAGACUACAGCUAGUUACAGAGAUUCCUAAAUUGUCACCGUUUUCCUCCGCUCACUGCUUUGUUAACUUUUUUUCCACUGACCCCCUGAAGAAUUGUGCUCAAUGUAGCCAAUUAGCCAGGAAAAAAAAGAAAAAUACUAUUUUCUAU
Molecule: messenger RNA, 2359 nt
Organism: Zea mays
Lineage: Eukaryota; Viridiplantae; Streptophyta; Magnoliopsida; Poales; Poaceae
Exons: 9
Coding region: 313-1965 (550 amino acids)
Biological process (GO): mRNA destabilization
Cellular component (GO): cytoplasm
Molecular function (GO): mRNA binding
Source: RefSeq, a predicted model, not a curated record